AUGGCACGCGUGACUCUCCUCGACCCUCCGCCACAGGACCAUUCCAAGGCACCCAUCGAGAAUGUGCUUGACUUGACACCAGUGGUGGACCUCGGCCCCGAUGUUUUCACCAACACCCGCCCCCUCUGGCAUCCUCCGGGCGCCCGCGGCAUCUACGGCGGCGCCGCCAUUGCCCAGUCCCUAUCGGCCGCCAUGCGAACUGUCCCCGCGGAUUUCGCCGUCCACAGCAUGCACUGCUACUUCGUCCUUGCGGGGGACUCUGAAAUCCCGAUUCUGUACCAUGUGGAGCGAGUGCGCGACGGACGAAGCUUCAUCACUCGGACGGUGCAGGCGCGGCAACGGGGCCGCCCGAUCUUUACCACCACGCUCAGUUUCAGCCGGGUAGGCAGUGGUGGCGAGAAGACCAUUUCACACGCCGUCCCUAUGCCCGACGUGUCUCUUCCAGAGGAUGCGCUGCCCGGCACCGUGAAGGCUUUGGACAACGCGGGCGAUGGCCCAUUCGAGUCCAGGAAGGCGGGCAUCGUCAACCGCAAUUCCACCAACCCGGAGGAUAAGAAGGUGCGGCGAUUUGUGCGAUCGCGCGGUCACAUCUCCGAGGAAGGGGGCUUCCAGGCCCAUUUGUCGGCCCUUGCCUACGUGACGGACAGUUACUUCAUCGGCACCGUCGCCCGUGUGCACGACAUUCCCCGAUUCUCGUCCCCGGCAGAACUUCAGAAGCUCCUCAAGGCCCUGAAGAACCCCUCUGAUCUCGACGAUGAGGAUAUUAAGAGGGCCCUGAAGGAGCUGAAGGAAGAGGAGGCGGCCGACCUGCGACGCCGACUGGAGGGGGCGCUGGAUCAUGCCACCAAUGGCAAGGCAAAGGAUCGUAAGGAAGUUGGCAUGAUGGUCAGUCUGGACCACUCCAUCUAUUUCCAUAACCCGCGCGCUUUCCGCGCCGACGAGUGGAUGUUGAUUGAGAUGGAGAGCCCGUGGGCGGGAGAAGGACGAGGACUGGCUAUUCAGAAGAUCUGGUCGCAGGAUGGGACAUUGAUCGCCACCUGCACUCAAGAGGGCGUGGUCCGGUUAAAGCAGGAUAAGCCACCAUUGGCAAAGAUCUGA
This is a messenger RNA of Penicillium canariense, 1098 nucleotides long. RefSeq lists its product as uncharacterized. The record is from RefSeq and is a predicted model, not a curated record. The transcript is spliced from 4 exons. Gene Ontology annotation, cellular component: peroxisomal matrix. Gene Ontology annotation, molecular function: fatty acyl-CoA hydrolase activity. Gene Ontology annotation, biological process: acyl-CoA metabolic process; fatty acid catabolic process. Bases 1 to 1098 code for a protein of 365 amino acids. Lineage: Eukaryota; Fungi; Ascomycota; Eurotiomycetes; Eurotiales; Aspergillaceae.